AUGGAAGAACAAGAACCACAGCAACAAGAUCAUCAUAAGCCAAUGCUCAGCAAUAAGUUAAAGCAUCUUAUUUUUCAAGAAAUGUUGUCACUAAAAGUUAGUGACUCACUUCCUCAUGGUACAUUCAAAAGGAUUGCUCAAAAAUACGAUUAUCAUCAUAAAAUCAUAAGAAAUUUAUGGAAACGAGCAAUUCAAACCAAAGAAGCAAACAAGCCAUAUGCUGUAGAGUUGAAGUACAAAAACUGUGGAAGAAAAAGAGUGGUGGUAGCACCAAACAUACUUGAGUCUAAACCAAUGGACGAACGUACUUGCAUUGGAGAUGUGGCAACAUGUUUAGACUUGGCACCGUCAACGGUUUGGAGGUUGAUAAAAAGAGGUGAGAUAAAUGCACAUUCAAAUCCAUUACUCCUCGCUUUAACCAAUGCCAACGAAAUAAGAAGGGUGGAGUGGAUUUUGAGCCUUAUCCUAGAAGAAACCAUUCAAAGACACCCAAUAUACAAAGCCAUGUACGAUUUUAUUCACGUUGAUGAGAAGUGGUUUUAUUUUUCCACGAAAACGCAAAGGGUUUCUUUAGCACACAAAGAAAAGGUCCCAUAUAAGGCAGCGAAGUCGUCAAAAUUCAUACCUAAGGCUAUGUUCUUAGGGGCGGUAGCAUGGCCUUAA
Amaranthus tricolor (Joseph's coat) is the source of this 663-nucleotide messenger RNA. RefSeq lists its product as uncharacterized. The transcript has a single exon. Lineage: Eukaryota; Viridiplantae; Streptophyta; Magnoliopsida; Caryophyllales; Amaranthaceae. Gene Ontology annotation, molecular function: nucleic acid binding. Bases 1 to 663 code for a protein of 220 amino acids. The record is from RefSeq and is a predicted model, not a curated record.